AUGAAGAAGCAAAACGUCCGGACACUCUCGCUGAUCGUCUGCACGUUCACCUACCUCCUCGUCGGAGCUGCUGUCUUUGACGCCCUUGAGUCGGAGACUGAGAAGAAGCGUUGGGAAACUCUUGAAGAUAUGGAGCAGAAGGUGAUCCGCAAGUACAACAUCAGUGCGGACGACUUCCGCAUCAUGGAGGCGGUGGUGCUCAAGACAGAGCCCCACAAGGCCGGGAAGCAGUGGAAAUUCGCCGGGGCCUUCUACUACGCCACCACCGUCCUCACCACUAUUGGUUACGGCCACUCGACGCCCAACACGGUGGGCGGCAAGCUGUUCACCAUGUGCUACGCCAUCGUCGGCAUCCCGCUGGGACUCGUCAUGUUCCAGAGCAUCGGCGAGCGCCUCAACAAGUUCUCCUCGGUGGUGAUCCGCAACGUGAAGCGGAUGCUGCACUGCAAGAACGAGGAGGCGUCCGAGAUCAACCUCAUCUUCGUGGUGACGACGCUGAGCAGCCUCACGAUCGCGGGCGGCGCGGCCGCCUUCAGCCGCUACGAGGGCUGGACGUACUUCGACUCGGUGUACUACUGCUUCAUCACGCUCACCACCAUCGGCUUCGGCGACAUGGUGGCGCUGCAGAAGGACAAGGCGCUCGAGCGCAAACCCGAGUACGUCGCGUUCGCGCUCAUCUUCAUCCUGUUCGGGCUCGCCAUUGUGGCCGCCUCGCUCAACCUGCUCGUGCUGCGGUUCGUCACGAUGAACACCGAGGACGAGCGGCGCGACGAGGCGGAAGCUCUCCAGGCGGCGCAAGGCGCGGUGCGGCUGGAGGGCGACGUCAUCACGGCGAACGGGUCCAUCCUGAGCGGGCAGCUGGGCGGCGGCGGCGACGACUCGAGCUCGGGCGGCGGCGACGCGGCGUCCGUGUGCAGCUGCUCGUGCUACCCGCGCGCCUCGGCGGCGCAGCCCCGCUACACGGUGCGGCGCGCGCCCGGCCGCAUCCAGCACCUGCUGCCGCUGCAGCCGCUCGCGCUGGCAACGGGCGCCGUGACGCGCGGCGACCUGCCGCCGCUGCACCCUCACCGCGCCUCUAUCUGA
Molecule: messenger RNA, 1083 nt
Organism: Schistocerca serialis cubense
Lineage: Eukaryota; Metazoa; Arthropoda; Insecta; Orthoptera; Acrididae
Gene: Task6
Product: two pore potassium channel protein sup-9
Exons: 4
Coding region: 1-1083 (360 amino acids)
Biological process (GO): potassium ion transmembrane transport; stabilization of membrane potential
Cellular component (GO): membrane
Molecular function (GO): potassium ion leak channel activity
Source: RefSeq, a predicted model, not a curated record